Molecule: messenger RNA, 1401 nt
Organism: Colletotrichum tamarilloi
Lineage: Eukaryota; Fungi; Ascomycota; Sordariomycetes; Glomerellales; Glomerellaceae
Product: major facilitator superfamily transporter
Exons: 7
Coding region: 1-1401 (466 amino acids)
Biological process (GO): transmembrane transport
Cellular component (GO): membrane
Molecular function (GO): transmembrane transporter activity
Source: RefSeq, a predicted model, not a curated record
AUGGCGACGCAGCCGGAAACUGUGGCCAAGGGCCUUCCGGCGCAAUCGCCAACCGACAUUGAGAAACAGCAGGUCCUUCACCAGGAGCAUUCUCAUGUGCUGGACGACGAGAAGAGGCCUGCUGUGGCGGUCGAUUACUCUGGAGCUGCGGCCAAGACUGACCCUACGGAGAUCAAGCUCGUGAGGAAGUUGGAUCUCUGGGUGAUGCCAACUCUUUGGUUGAUGUACUGGCUCAACUACCUCGACCGCAACGCAAUUGCCCUAGCCCGACUCAACGGCCUCGAAAAGCAACUUGGCCUCAGCAGCGUCGAAUACUCCACCAGCGUCUCCAUCCUCUUCGUCGGCUACAUUCUUGGCCAGAUCCCCAGCAACAUGAUCCUAACCCGCGUGCGGCCCUCCUGGUACAUGGGUGGCUUCAUGAUGGCCUGGGCCGUGGUUUCCGCCCUCACGGCCGUGGUGAAGGAUUACAAAGGGCUAGUGCUCACGCGCUUCUUUCUAGGUGUCGUCGAGGCGCCGUAUUACCCCGGCGCUCUGUACAUCCUGUCCAUCUUCUAUACCAGGAAGGAGCUCGCGACGAGGAUUAGUGUGUUGUAUUCCGGGAAUAUUCUGGCGACUGCAUUUGCGGGGUUGAUUGCUGCGGGUGUGUUCCACGGGAUGGAAGGGUUGCAUGGUCUGGAGGGGUGGCGGUGGUUAUUCAUUUUGCAGGGCGCGGUGACGUUUGUGAUUGCUAUGAUGGCUUGUUAUACGCUUCCCGAUGAGCCUCUUACGACGAGGUGGCUGACGCCUGAGGAACGACAGCUUGCGCAUGAUAGGAUUGAGAGGGAUACUCAUUGCCAUCUUGCGACGAAUGGGUUCAAGAACUUCUUUCCCACGAUUGUGCAAACGCUAAAUUUCAACACGACGAUUACGUUGGUCCUGACGUGUCCGCCAUACCUCAUCGCUGGCAUCCUAUCCAUCGUCUGGGCGUGGAGCUCCGGACGUUUCAACGAGCGGACGUGGCACAUCACCAUUUCUAAAGCCGUUGCUGCUUUCGGGUUCAUCUUGGCUUGCGUGACGAUGAACACUGGUGCUCGGUACUUCGCCAUGACGGUGUUUACUAUUGGCACGUAUGGUGUAAACUCGAUCUUGCUCGGCUGGGUUGGAAGUACGUGCGGACAGACGAGAGAGAAGAAGGCCUCGGCACUGGCGAUUGUGAAUACCAGCGCUAGUAUCAGCUUUAUCUGGACACCUUACUUGUGGCCCACGUCAGAUGCCCCAAGAUAUGUGAUCCCUAUGGCCAGCAGUGCGGCGUUUUGUGUGGCCUGCGCCGCUGGUGCAUGGCUGAUGAAGUGGAUGCUUGUGAGAGAGAACAGGAGGAUUCGGGCAAGCAAUUCUGAAGCCACGCUAUUUUAUGCCCAUUAA